AUGGCGCAGACUGAUGACGAGAAAGAAGUCGAGCGCGCCCUCUCCCGGAACGACGUCGAAGAGCAGGAUCUGGAGAAGAGAGAUGAGCGAGUACAAUAUUUGGAAGUCCCCAGGGACACGAGAAGAGAAGGGCGAGGCAGGAGCCAAGACAGUACACGGUUAGAAAAGGUCGAGUCGACCGUGACCGAAGCAACUGAAGCUAGCACUCCGGCCUAUGUACCCCAGAGCAAGCCACAGAAAUUACCAUGGCGUUACAGGAUAAAUCCCCUCCGCCGAAACCCUCCACCUGUACCGGAGGAGAGGACAGUAUGUCGAGAAUACAACGCGAGCUUCCUCAGUCUCCUGCUGUUCCAAUGGAUGAAUCCUCUCAUGACCACGGGCUACAAGCGGCCCAUCGAGUUGAACGACAUUUGGCUUGUCAACCCCGAUAGAAGCGCCACAACCAUGAGGGACAAGCUGUCGGCUUCUUUCAAACGUCGUGUUGCUCGAGGAGAACGCAACCCUCUGAUGUUUGCCCUGUUCGACACCUUUCGAGGCGAGUUUCUGCUCGGUGCCAUGUGUGCCUUGUUCUCUGCCCUGUUCCAGGUCUUUUCCCCCUUCACCACCCGAUACCUGAUUCAGUUUGCUACGGAUGCCUGGGUCGCCGACAAGUUCGGUGGUAAAGCUCCCAGCAUUGGCCAUGGCAUUGGCUUGGUCAUUGGUAUCACGUUUAUGCAAAUGUGUCAGUCGAUGGCCACCAAUCAUUUCAUCUACCGUGGUAUGAUGGUCGGAGGAGAGUGCAGGGCAGUGUUGAUCAACGCCAUUUUUGAGAAAUCUCUGGUCAUCUCCGGACGGGCAAAAGCUGGCGGAAAAGCAAUCAAAGCUGAGGGGGCGCCCGAGACGGCAGUACAGACAGAAGACGAGAAGCACGAGGCUAGAUCAAGCCUUGCCCGAGUACUAUCUAAGCGACUUACUCCCAAAGGAGGACCCAAAGUCACCCCUGACAAAGCGGCCGGCAUUGCGGGAGACGGCGUUGGUUGGAACAAUGGCAGGAUUGUCAACUUGAUGAGUGUUGAUACGUAUCGUAUUGAUCAAGCUUCCGGCCUGUUCCAUAUCAUGUGGACGUCACCCAUCCAGAUCGUCGUCGUCCUGGUCGUGCUCUGCAUCAACAUUGGUUACAGUGCUCUGUCUGGCUACGCUCUACUGGUCAUUGUCCUGCCCGUCCUGACUAAGGCUAUUAAGUCUCUCUUAGCCAGGAGAAAGAAGAUCAACAAAGUCACGGAUCAGCGUGUGGGCCUGACGCAGGAAAUUCUGGGCUCCGUACGAUUUGUCAAAUUCUUUGGAUGGGAGUCAAGCUUUCUGGACCGGCUGAAGGAAAUCCGCAAGAGAGAGAUCAGAGCUGUCCAGAUCCUGCUAUCAAUCAGAAAUGCCAUCAACGCCGUCGCCAUGUCCAUGCCAGUGUUCGCGGCAAUGCUGGCCUUCAUUACGUAUUCUCUGUCUGACCACGGUCUUGCUCCCGCGCGGAUAUUCUCGUCCUUGGCCCUCUUCAACUCCUUACGGAUGCCGCUCAAUUUGCUUCCUCUGGUUCUGGGGCAGGUUACUGAUGCCCAGACUGCGCUGCAACGUAUCCAAGAGUUUCUACUGUGCGAGGAACAGCAAGACGAGAUCAUCUGGGAUGAGGACAUGGAUCCUGCGGUAGAGGUGCAACAUGCUUCCUUCACUUGGGAACGGACUGCCAAUCAAGACAUGGAGAGGGCUGGCACGUUCCAGACGAGAGGCGAGCUCAUGGCUGCCAAAAAGGCCGCGAAGGAACGGAAGAAAGCUCAAAAGAAGGCCGAAAAAGCAGCCAAGAAGAACAAGAAAUCCCCUGGAGCAUCCAAUGAAGACAUUGCAAGUGAGACGACCGAGGUCGAACCCUUCAAACUGCAUGACAUGGAUUUCACAGUGGGCCGAAAUGAGCUGAUCGCUGUUAUUGGGACGGUCGGUUCUGGCAAGACUUCACUUCUGGCCGCUCUGGCGGGAGACAUGCGCAAAACAGACGGCAAAAUCAAGAUGGCCUCUUCUCGUGCAUUCUGUCCGCAGUAUGCCUGGAUUCAGAAUGCCACUUUGAAGGAUAAUAUCCUCUUCGGCAAGCCGUACAAAUCCAAAUGGUACAGGGAUGUAAUCGAUGCCUGCGCCUUGAAACCUGACCUAGACAUCCUGCCUGCAGGGGAUCAGACCGAGAUCGGCGAGCGAGGGAUCACUCUCUCAGGCGGUCAGAAACAGAGGUUGAACAUUGCGCGGGCGAUCUAUUUUGAUGCGGACAUCAUCUUGAUGGAUGAUCCACUCUCUGCCGUGGAUGCUCAUGUUGGCCGUCAUAUCAUGGACAAGGCAAUCUGUGGGCUGAUGAAGGACAAAUGCCGGAUCUUAGCAACCCACCAGCUUCACGUUCUUUCCAGGUGUGACCGGAUUAUCUGGAUGGAAGACGGUCAUAUUCAGGCCAUCGACACCUUUGAUAACUUGAUGAGCAACAGCGUGGAUUUUCAAAAAUUGAUGGCUACGACUGCUCAAGAGGACGAAAGCGCAAUGGCGAAAGCCCAAGAUGGAAAAGCCGAGAAGCAGAAGCCUGAUAAGAAGACCAAGAAGGGUAAACCUGCGGCCCUGAUGCAGCAAGAAGAGCGCGCUGUCAAAUCGGUGAGCUGGUCCGUCUGGGGAGCUUAUAUUCGUGCAUCAGGAUCUCCGAUCCUCUGGCCGCUCAUCUUCAUCUCCCUGGUUUUAUCCCAGGGAGCCAACAUCGUGACCAGCUUGUGGCUCAGUUGGUGGACGAGUGACAAGUUCGGGUUCUCGGAAGGCGUCUACAUUGCCGCAUACGCAUGUCUCGGGCUGUCGCAAGCGUUGCUCAUGUUCACGUUUUCGACUCUGCUUUCCACGAGCGGCACCAAUGCUAGCAGGGUCAUGCUGCAAAAAGCGAUGACACGAGUUCUCCGCGCCCCCAUGUCCUUCUUCGACACUACUCCUCUCGGCCGGAUUACCAACCGAUUUUCCAAGGAUGUCGACUCGAUGGACAACAGUUUGACCGACGCUAUGAGGAUGUACUUCCUCACCUUGGCCAUGAUCACUUCGGUCUUUGCCCUCAUCAUCGCAUACUUCCACUUCUUUGCGGUGGCCUUAGGGCCCCUUUUCAUCUUAUUCCUGUUUGCGUCGAGUUAUUACAGAGCAUCAGCACGGGAAAUGAAACGACAUGAAGCGGUUCUCCGGUCCACAGUGUUUGCACGAUUUUCGGAGUCUAUUUCAGGAGUGGCAUCUAUUCGAGCCUACGGGUUGCAAAACUAUUUCACGACACGCUUGCGGGACGCCCUUGAUCAGAUGAACUCGGCAUACUACCUGACGUUUGCAAACCAGCGAUGGUUAUCUACCCGACUUGACGCCAUUGGAAAUAUGCUUGUCUUUGUAACUGGCAUCUUGGUGGUGACAGAUCGUUUUGAUGUUAAUCCCAGCAUAGCGGGUUUGGUGUUGUCAUAUGUUUUAGCUAUUGUACAGAUGAUCCAGUUUACUGUUCGUCAAUUGGCUGAAGUGGAAAACAACAUGAACGCAACGGAGCGUCUGCACUACUAUGGCACUCAGCUGGAGGAAGAGGCACCGCUGAAAGGUGCCGAGGUACCCGACAACUGGCCUCAAGCGGGAGCAAUCACCUUCAGCAAAGUUGAAAUGAGGUAUCGACCAGGCCUGCCGCUUGUUCUCCACGGGUUGGACUUUCAAGUCCGAGGUGGGGAGCGGGUUGGUAUUGUCGGUCGUACCGGGGCUGGCAAGUCGUCGAUCAUGUCAGCGCUUUUCCGAUUGACAGAACUCACGUCGGGACAGAUCAAGAUUGACGACAUUGACAUUUCAACUGUUGGAUUAUACGAUCUGCGGUCACGACUAGCCAUCAUCCCGCAGGAUCCGACGCUGUUCCGAGGCACUAUCCGGUCUAAUCUUGAUCCUUUCAACGAGCAUUCAGAUUUGGAACUCUGGGCAGCACUGCGCAAGGCGGAUCUCGUGGGAGAUGAGAUGGUCACCACAGAGAAAGCUGAUCGUCCUGAUACCGCCCAAACCGCAGCCACAUCUACGUCGAACGUCAACGCACCAGCGGGAGCCAGCCGAAUCCAUCUCGAUAGUCCCGUGGAUGAAGAAGGCUUGAAUUAUUCGCUAGGCCAGCGGCAAUUGAUGGCGUUGGCCAGAGCACUGGUCCGCAACUCGCAGAUUAUCGUCUGUGACGAAGCGACCUCCUCGGUCGACUUUGAGACCGACGAGAAGAUUCAGCGAACCAUGCGAACUGGUUUUGCCGGAAAGACGGUGUUAUGCAUUGCUCACCGACUGAAGACCAUUAUCAACUAUGACCGCAUCUGCGUGAUGGAUCAAGGAAGGAUUGCGGAACUGGAUACUCCCAUCAAUCUGUUUGAGGCAGGCGGCAUCUUCCGGGGCAUGUGCGACAAGAGCCAUAUUGUGCGAGAAGAUUUCUUCAGAGAGUCAUAG
This is a messenger RNA of Fonsecaea erecta, 4470 nucleotides long. RefSeq lists its product as hypothetical. Bases 1 to 4470 code for a protein of 1489 amino acids. The record is from RefSeq and is a predicted model, not a curated record. The transcript has a single exon. Gene Ontology annotation, molecular function: ATP binding; ABC-type transporter activity; ATP hydrolysis activity. Gene Ontology annotation, biological process: transmembrane transport. Gene Ontology annotation, cellular component: membrane. Lineage: Eukaryota; Fungi; Ascomycota; Eurotiomycetes; Chaetothyriales; Herpotrichiellaceae.